Messenger RNA from Chaetomium fimeti, 1798 nucleotides. RefSeq names its product NmrA-like family-domain-containing protein. NCBI's taxonomy places the organism in Eukaryota, Fungi, Ascomycota, Sordariomycetes, Sordariales, Chaetomiaceae. Bases 214 to 1662 code for a protein of 482 amino acids. Gene Ontology annotation, cellular component: nucleus. The record is from RefSeq and is a predicted model, not a curated record. The transcript has a single exon.
AGCCUUUCUCGACAAGAUAACCCUUGCAUCUUGAACCGCUGCACCCGGGCGCUAACUAUCCCACCACGUUCCAAAAAGCUGGCCAAAAAACCAUUCUCUUCCUCAGAGAGAGCGCACAUUUAUCGACCGGUCUCGACGUAGGAGCCCGGGGAGGAGUGAUCCGUUCAAGAUUGGCAACUUUUCGGGCAGAAGCACGCCUAAACCACCGCGCCGAUGGCGGCCGAACUACAUUCGGAGCUCGCCAUCAGACAGGUUCCACGAGACAUCAGGGGACUCAGCAACACCAACACCAACCCAGACGAAAGAAGACACAAGCACUCGCGCUCGUCAUACUCAGACAUCUCGCCGCUCAUGUCUCGAAAUAACUCGCUGAAUUUCCGUCCGGCAAAGCGGUCGAUGCCCUCGCCGGACAAGACCAUCGCCGUCAUAAAUGCCAGUGGCAGGCAGGCCGCCUCGUUCAUCCGGGUGGCCACCGCGGUCGGGUACCAUGUCCGGGCGCAGCUGAGGAAUCUGGAGGGCGUUGUGGCGACCGAAGUGGCCCGAAAUCCAAACGUGACGAUCCUGCGAGGCGAGCUGUACACGAAGGAGCGCCCGGCAGAGACGGCGCAGGUGGACGUGACGCGGAACGGCCCCAUCUCCGGCAUCGGCGUCAACCACGCUCUGAUCUCGGAGCUAUUCAAGGGCGCCCAGCUGGCCUUCAUCAAUACCACCUUCUACGGGGACGAACAGCACAUCGGGGAGGCCUUGGCAGACGCGGCUAAGAAGGCCGGCAUCCAGCACUACGUCUACUCAUCCAUGCCAGAUCACCAUGCCUAUAAUAAGGCAUGGCCAUCACUCCCGCUCUGGGCGUCCAAGCACAAAGUGGAGGAGUACGUCAAGAAGAUUGGCCUCCCCGCGACCUUUGUGUACACCGGAAUUUAUAAUAACAACUUCACAUCGCUCCCUUACCCUCUCUUCUGCACCGAACUACAAGAAGACGGCUCCUGGAUCUGGAAGGCCCCCUUCCACCCAGACGUCAAGCUCCCGUGGCUUGACGCGGAACACGACGUCGGGCCGGCCAUUCUCCAAAUCUUCAAGGACGGCGUGAGGAAGUGGGGAGCCGGCAAGCGCGUUGGUCUGGCGUAUGAAAUGCUCUCGCCCAAGGAGGCCUGCGAAGUCUUCUCCCGAGGCGUCGGCCGGCCGGUACGGUACAUCCACGGCCCGAUCGAACUCAAGGUCACCAUCCCCGAGGGCUACCGCGCCCAGCUGGAGGCGCUGGAGGCGCUGUUCGGUAUGGGCCACGACGACCCCACGAAGCAGCCCCCGUAUUUCGGCGACGCCGCGCUCGAGGAGAGCUGCCCGAGGGUGGCGCUGGAGCUGUGGGAGGGCCCGCGCGGCCUGGAAGAGUACGCGCGCGAGGUGUUCCCGCUGGAAGAGCAAGCGAAUGGCCUGACAUGGAUGCUGGACGAGGGGGACGGCGGUGGUGGCAACCAAGCCCACCGAAACGGGAACGGAAAUGGCGUCCCCACCACCGGCCACGCCCCUCACCCGCACCAUAUUCAGCACCUAAAUGGUUACAUUACCACUCUCGAACAGGUGUCGCUUGACUCGGAGGGCGAGGACGAGGACGACGGCCUGGUCAUGCGCGGCCUGAAGCGGGACGACGAGGAAUGGCUCGCCUGAAUCACGGCGCCCCAUCGAGGUGUCAUCAGACGUCGAAUCGAUUCUCCGCUCCGUCUUUGCACGCUUGUUCGCGAACCAAAAAAAAAGGAUGGUAAAGUCAUUUCGGCGGGCGAUGGACGCCGCCGGGUUGGGGAUA